This is a messenger RNA of Salvelinus fontinalis (brook trout), 7386 nucleotides long. It is a transcript of the gene qser1, whose product is annotated as glutamine and serine rich 1. The record is from RefSeq and is a predicted model, not a curated record. Lineage: Eukaryota; Metazoa; Chordata; Actinopteri; Salmoniformes; Salmonidae. Bases 311 to 5395 code for a protein of 1694 amino acids. The transcript has 13 exons.
UUCCAAUUUAAGCAGGGUUGGCGGUGCAUCAUGGGAAAUAAACCAACAUGGGGACCUGAUCCAAGUACCAAACCACCAUGCAGUGCCUGCACAGUUUUUGAUUAAGGAAAACGAACAAUGAUUAUCAUCAUAACCUCAUGCUAAAGAGAAGCGGUUAAAAAGUUACAGGACUAAACAGCUGAACUUGACGGCGCCUAUCAAUCUAUGGUCCGGGAGAAUGUGAUUGUUUAGUCCGGCGCCGCGCUCGUAUGUGUGCCUACUGCUUCACAAAGCGCCAUCGGGGAAGUGCAUCACUCCCAGCCUUCGACGGAUGAUGGACCGGAAUUACCCGAAUUCCAGUUUCGCAGACCCGCUGGCCCCGCCAGCACAGACCGUAGCCUGGGCCUAUGAGCGGAGCACCGCAAGCAUAAAGCCAAGUGCGAGUUAUGGUGCCACGCACCUGGAGUCAGAGCUCCUCCAUCGGCAGACCUACGCCUGCACCCAGCUGCCCACCUACACCACUACCCAUCACCCUACAGGUCUGUCGGGGGGGUUUGACUCAGGCACUAACACUACGGAGACCUCUGUCAUGAACUUCCUGUCGGCCAUGGAGUCUAGAGCCCUGCAGCAGGCUGGUCCUGUCGGGGCCUCUCUGCUCCCCCCCUUUAGGACCACCACGUGGCAGACCGGCGCUAACCCCACCACAGAGCUGUUCCUCACCGGUGCCCUGCCUACCAGCGCCACAUUCCCCUACCCUGCCCCCCUCUCCUCUUAUCAGCACCCUGGUGCCUUCCCCUCGCGGAGCUACGCCACCACCCCCUCCCUGGCCCUCCAGGACCACGCCUUCAGCACCUCCACCAACGGCCUGCUCUCCUCCCACCUUGACCCCCUGCUGCAGCUUAAACCCAGCCAGGCCACGCUACCUACCUCCCUGGCCUUCGACCGCCUCCCCACCCCCUCCCUGGGCGCCGCCCUCCCUCCCCAGUCAUCCACAUAUCGCUCGGCCCAGGAGUCGGCCCCCCACCUCCUGCAGCCCCAGUUUGGGCUACUGCCCUUGGCUACCCAGUUAGCCCCCCAGCCUUACGUGGUGCCCGUCUUCUCGGGCUCCAUCGAGAGAGCACUUCAGCGGGAAUGUAGUGUGAUCAAGCACCACCAGAGGCCUUCUAGCAGCAGCCACGCUGUCUCGGAGCAGCUGCCUGGCUUGCAGCAUUCCCUACAGGGCUACCUCGGCUCAGGCAGCGGGGAGGUGGAUGGCUCCUUCCAGCAGGACCCCUCGAGGCAGACCCCAGUGCCCUGCAGCACCUCCAUGGGGACGGACUCCUCUCAGGGGGUCAACGGCGCGCAGCAGCCCAAGACGGGUGUGCAAUCUCAGGCCUACCCCUCCUCCAUCCCCUCUCCCUCUGGGUACUGCUCGUCCUCCACGGGUGCCAAGACUAAAGACUGUUCUUCCAAACUAGCCCCAGAUGGCGGACAGGGUCACCCCCAGUCACAGGGUGAAUCUCCAGAGAGCUACCCCUCCCCAGGCCAGGGGCCAGGGCUGAAGCAUGGUUCGGUGAUUGCCAGCCAACAGACUCAGCCGUACACAUCGGCCCCGCUGCCCAGUCUGCUGUCCACUCUCAGCCACUCUCAGAGUUACAUCACCUCCCAGGCUUACUCCUCUUCCUCCUCAGACCUCCUCAGGCCUUCCCUCUAUAAGACUCUGCCCUCCUUCUCUGGCCAUUCAGGCAAUGUAGCGUCUGUCAGUCAGUCCCUGGUCUACUGCUCCAGCUCUGGGCAGAGCCAGGAGGAUGUGGGCCAGUAUGGAGCCCAGGUUCAGGGCCUGUGUCUGGGCAACCCCUCUCAGAGCUCCCCCGCCAGCCACUCUCAGGGUGCCCCUAACGUGAGCUACCUGUCUCAGGGGCAGGCUUCGGUCACUCAGUCUCAGAGCUACGCCACAGGACAAUCCCUCAGCGCCCCCUACCCCUCCGCCAGCGCCCAGAGGUUACCCACAUCAAUAUCAGGCCAGGGCUACACCCCCUUCUCUUCAGCCUCUCCCCUCGGCUUCCAGAACAACUGCAGGUCCUCAGUACAGGACGUAAAGCCAGCCUACUGCAAACUGGAACUGGAAGGAGAGAUCCCCAUCGAGGACCUCCAGGCUCUCCAGCAGGUCUCUUUAGAAACCUCCAGCCUGGGGGGCAGUGACAAUGUGGUCUACGUAGUCUCCAAAAUGGAUGACCGUUACAACACUCAGAGUGUGAUCCGGAGCAACUCGCGAGCCGAAGACCAGCUCAUGGGCCCAAAGACUAGAACCAACGCCCAGCUCAUGUCUUCCCAUGAGGAGCUGAAACAGCACUCGCUCCUGCUCAAAGGGCCCGAGCCACGGCAACAAAAUCACCAGGCCAACGCCCAGUCUGCCCUGACCAACACCCAGAACCAGUACAUCAGGGUCCCCAACUCUCAGGGUCUACUGGAGCCUAAUCGGGACCAGCAGAUGGUCCUGAUCCAGCAGCCUCUCAUCCACUGUGGUCUCAACCCUUCCAAGGUGCAGCUGACCCCUGGGUCAGGCCAGGUCCCGGUCCAGUACCUUCACAUGGAUGGAGAUCAUCUGAUCAGUGUUAGCCUCAAUGGCAGCCAGAGCCAGCCUGGGGCAGUGGGACAGAACACCAUCACGGACUCCUCCAUACUGCACCUCUCUUCGCCUAAAGACCCUUACAGCCAGUUGACCAAUCAGCAGCAGUCGCAGGACGCCAAGCACCAUUUCGCCCUGAGCUCCAUCUGCUUCCCAGAGUCCAUGCUGCUGGCGGACGAGAGGAACAUCCUGUCCAACGUGGACGACAUCCUGGCUGCCACGGCAGCCGCAUGCGGUGUCACGCCGCAGGACUUUGUCAAAGCCACGUCCGGCGCCGCUGAGGGCGACAUGGCCGACCCCAAGGGUCAUUUUCAGACUGGGAACACCAGACACCAGUCACCUCGUUUCUCCGUUUCAUCUUCCCAGACCUCCAUCAUCACCAACACUAACUCCCAUAACACCAUGACCCCGACACUCAAUGGCUCUCCUAUGACCUCAGACGGACACCAGUUCCCUAAAGGGGAGGGGCAUCUGGGGCAACAGUACUCAAUGUCACACUCACACACCACUGUAGUCAACCCCAGGCACGACAUGGGCGCCGACAAUGGUUUGCUACGGAAGCCCGGAGACGAGCCAGACAACAUUUCGCCCAGAGGACAGUCUGUUUACCCUAGCAACAGAGCCGAUGGCAACCCCAACGGAGGCCACUCUGAGAAUGAGUACCACCUGGCUGGCCUGGGGUACGACCCCUCAGGGAACCUCAACAGAGGCAAGGCCAAUAAGCAGAACCCCAAAGGGCCCAAAGUCAUCAAGAGAGAAGACGGCCUUGACGAGUGUCCCUCUGACGGUUUUGUCAACCCCAAAAAGAGGGUCCGCUCCAAGGCUUCGGCCAAGCCACCCGUUCCAGAGGAAGAGAACAUCCAACAAAGGAAAAAGACAGUCCAGGCCAAGAGGCAGAACUCCCGGGGCAGCGACCCCACCAGCUCCCCGUCCACCUCGGAGGCGGUCUACGACAGCUACCAGCAGCAGGAGAGGAUGAGGCAGAAGAUCCGUGAGGUGGAGGAGCAACAGCCAGAGGUCAAAACAGGCUUCAUCGGCUCCUUUCUGGACUUCCUCAAGUCAGGUCCCAAACAGCCCUUCUCCUCGCCCCCCGUACGGACCCCCAGUCGCUCCCGCAAGCCCUCGGCUUCGUCCAAGCGGCCCCUGUGCGCCAUACCGCCUCUACCUCUGAAAAUACAACCUCCAUCAGCCCCAUUGAUAGGCGAUGAUGGCCUUGGGGUUGCGGGGAGCUCUCAGCAGCAGCAGAGGCGUCUGGAGGAAGGGUUCCAGAAGAACCUGGAGACACUGCCAUCGUUCAGCUCGGACGAGGAUGAGAGCAGCGCUGGAAAGAACCAGGCCCUCCAGAACAGCAUCAGCUCAGCCCUGUCGGCCCUGGACGAGCCCUCAGACAGGACACACAAAGCUGACGACAGACUUUCCAACUCUCUCCUGAAGCCAGACCAGGCUCCCAGCAUGCCUCACUCAGCCUCCAAAGCCCAGGAGCAGCAGACGGCUGCACCGAAGGAGUCCUCGACAACCGGCUCGUCGUCAUCGGUGACUGGGUCGUCGGGGCAGGAGGGGACGAAGCCGGCGCCCCCAGGCCAGCUGGCCGUCCAGCUGACCAGCGUGGCCAUAGAAGGACUGACGGACGAAGAACUGUCGGACAGUGGGGGAGAGGGCAUGUACCGCGAGAGGGACGAGUUUGUGGUCAAAAACGAGGACACAGGGAGCCUGAAGGUGACAUUGACAGCUGGACAGGAACCGCCAGCCAUCUGGAAGGUCCAGAAAGCUCUGCUGCAGAAGUUUGUCCCUGAGCUGAGGGACAGCAAGAGAGUGUUCUCAGCCACUAACAGUUAUCUGGGCUACUUUGGUGACGCUAAGACCAUGUACAGGAGGGUGUAUGUCAAGUUCCUGGACACGGUCAACAAGAAGGAGUACGUCCGUGUCUGCAACCGCAAACCACGCUGCAAGCCCAUGUCCUCCAUGAGAGGCUCUCAGGCGAAGACACUGCUCGGUCUGAAGACUCCUCCCCGCUCAGUGAACUCUGACCCUCUCGCCACGCCCACAUCACAGAAGUCCCAGUCCAAGCCUCGCACCAAGCAGCCCAAGACCAAGGCAGAGCCCCCGCCCAAGAAGAGGAGGAAGUGGAAGGAGGAGUCCUCUCCGACUCCCUCCGAGUCCUCUCCUGAGGAUGAGGCUGAAGAUGAUGAGUUCCCUCCUCCAUUGCCGUUUUCCUCUCGGUUCCUCAACACCAGGACCAUGAAGGAGACAUUUAAGAGCUUUGUAGAGCUGCUGAUCAGCGUUGUCCUGGAUGCAGACAUGAUGAGCGCUCUGGAGAGGGAGAACGAUGAGCUGUUGCUGCCCCACAUGAAGAGAGUGGACGGGAUGAUCUGGGAUAACAGGAGACGCCUGCUGCCCAGACUACGAGUGGGACAACUCUUUAAGACGGCGCUGGACAGCUUCCCAGAGAUCUCGGUGGUAACAGAGCUCAAGAAGGACGGGGAGACCCCAGCCUUUAAGGUGCGGCUCAGUGGGAAGGCCUACAACAGGAAGAACAUGAAGCCUUCCAAGUCCCCCAGCAAACUGCCCCUGGAAUACACAGUGGACCAGCAGAAACCACAGUGGUUCUCCCUCUACCAUUCUCUACAGCAUUACAAGUACCACACAUACCUCAUGUGUAAGGAUGAGAUUGCGUCAUUGCGGGUACAGGCUGGGGACAUGGGGCAGGAGGAGACGGUGCAGCUGUGCAUGAGGAACGGAGCCUGGGUGGAGGGCCUGUUCGACCGCUUCGGAGAGCUCCUCAACCAGGUGCAGCAGGCUUGCCUAUAGCACAGACUAAGAGGGAGAGAGCGAGAGCUGGAGGGAGAGAGGCCUGCCUAUAGCACGGACAGAGAGAUGGAGGGAGAGCGAGGCCUGCCUAUAGCAUGGACGGAGAGAGACAGAGUGAAGGACAGAAAGGGGGAGGUCUGCCUAAAACAGAGACUGAGAGAUGGGGUGGGGUCUAUAGUGAAGAGAGAGAGAGAGAGCGAGAUGUCUUCCUACAGCCCAGAGAGAUGGAAUAAGAGGCCUGCCUAUAGCCUGCACAGACAAGAGCGGCAGGGGAGUAGUCAGCUGACAGAGAGCAUCAACCUCCGGCCCUCCUGUUUUAAUGUACUAACUGGAUGACCAGAGGAAGCAGAGGUGUCUGGAGAUCAGCGCUGUCACCGUGAUGAGAAGAGGAGGGUCCAGCAUUUCAGCACUUCCUGAUUGGCUAGACACUUCUGAAACCACAGAGUAGGAGGAGAAUCUGGGUUUUGUAGUAAAAAUAAUAUACAUAUAACUAACUAGCAAACUGCUAGUGGACCUUUUCAUAGACUUAUUUUUCUUAUGUAGUUUUGUAUUUGUUUUGCAAACAUGAAAGAUCGCAACCAAUGAGCAUGCACUAGAUAGGCAGAAAUUAGCAUAGGAAAUAGAGGACAGCCAAUCAGAAAGCAGACCUUUGACUACCUACAGCAAACUUUUGGGUUCGAUUCAAUCGAUUACGCUGAAGAUCAGUGAUGUGGCGCAAUUUUUAAGGUAAAUACUGAUUGAGCUGACACAUGCAGAGUUUACAGUGAAUGCAGUCUCCGCGAACACGGGAACAUCGCUUUUACAUUUCUAUCGUGCUGAGAUCUUCAGCACUACAGAUUGAAUCAAGUCCUUAGUCAGAUAUUUGAUGAGUAAAUAAAGGGGCAGGGGUUAUUAUAUAAAUUUAUAUUCAUAGAUAUAUAUGUAAAACAUGUUUUCUCACAAUGGAUCGCCAAAUUUAUAUACAUAUAAUGUACAUUUUGUAAAAAGAGCCGUUUUGUCACAUUGAUUCUUUCCAGGAAGAAUUUUAUAUAAUAUAGAUACUAACCUUUUGUGCUUCAAAAAGUCAUUUUCUCAUGAGUUGUGGAUCCGAACAGAGUUGGUGCACUUCUAACACUGCUUUUUGUCUUUUAUUCUAAUGAAAUGCUUUUACCUUAACUGCUGUAUCUGAGGUAAAAUAAGAAUAAGAAAAGCCUUUAUACUUGUGUUUUUCUUUACAAAUGUACAUUUUAUCUCACUUAUAGAUGUAUUUUUCACAGAAGAAAAUGAUGGGCAUAAUUGUUUCUUGUUCAUUACACCUUGCAAUGCACUUUUCAUUGUUUUUCAGAGAAGAUUCCUUAUGCGUUUAUUUCGAUUACAUAUUGUAUACUUAUAUAUAUAUAUAUAUCUCAAAGGUCUAAUGCAGCUGUUUUGUCUCAAUAUCAAAUCAUUUCUGGGUAACAGUUAAGUACCUUACUGUGAUUAUUUUCAAUUAAAAUGGUCAAAAUGAAAUCAAUGGCUUCUUAGCAAAGAGCAAUUUAUCAAUCAAGAAUGUUCCUAGGACUGUCUGGGAGUGAUCUGAGUGGGGAAGGGAAAACUGAAAACUAGCUGUUAUUGGCAGAGAGGUUUGGAACUUUGUGUAACCUAGGUUCAGUAAGAAUGAGUCUUGGUCUUUUGAGCAGGUCAAAUCUCCAUCCCACCAAAACAGUCAGAAAUUUCAGGCAGUCUUUUCAAACAGCUCUUACACUAAAAGGGCAUUAUAAUCAUUUUCACAAUUUCACAGUAUUAUUUCAACCUCUGUGGAAAUAUAUAUAACACAGAAAAAUCCCAUUUUUGACUGCACUGGGCUUUUUAAGAUCAUUUUUCUUUAAGGGUUUGUCUCCAUUUUGAACAGAUUUAUGCAGACCACAUUUAAAUCGUUUUUUUCUUUUCAAGUGUAGCUGUGUUAGACACCGAUUUAUUUUUCUGAUGUGAAAAUACAUUUCCUACUAAACAUGGACAUUGAAAUGGUUUAA